Molecule: messenger RNA, 1764 nt
Organism: Fragaria vesca subsp. vesca
Lineage: Eukaryota; Viridiplantae; Streptophyta; Magnoliopsida; Rosales; Rosaceae
Product: G-type lectin S-receptor-like serine/threonine-protein kinase SD1-1-like
Exons: 7
Coding region: 1-1764 (587 amino acids)
Biological process (GO): recognition of pollen; protein phosphorylation
Molecular function (GO): ATP binding; protein kinase activity
Source: RefSeq, a predicted model, not a curated record
AUGGCCACUCUUUCUUUCACCUUCAUUGUAAUAUACUUGUCUUGUUGUUUCUUCAAAAGUUCAACUGCAGCAGCAGCUGGCAGCACCUUAGUUUCCAAAAAUGGCAGCUUUGAGUUGGGUUCUUUCAGUCCUCAAGGUACUAUUUUCCAUAGGAGUCUUCUAGCAUCAACUCCUCCGGGAGAUAUAUGUGACGCUGAUGGCCGAUGUGGUCCGAAUGGACUAUGUGCCAUUAGUGACUGGCAAGUUUGCAGCUGCUUAAAGGGAUUCAAGCCAAAAGUAGAAGAGAACUGGAGAUUUGGGGAAAACUCGGAUGGUUGUGUUCGUGUUACUCCAUUAAUGUGCCAAAAUAAGGAUGAUGGGUUUUUGAAAUAUGCCGGGGUAAAAGUGCUGGCGAGCACAGACUCUAGGGUGAACCUGAGUUUGAGUCUCGAGGAAUGCAAGAAGAAUUGCUUUAACAACUGUUCUUGUAUAGCUUAUGAAAGCUCUGAUGUCAAUGGCUGCGUUGCCUGGUUUGGUGAUCUUCUGAACAUUAGAAAGCUUGCACAUGGAGGGGCGGAUCUUUAUGUUCGAAUGCCUGCUUCGGAACUAGGCACAAAUCAUGAAUCUAAGUUGAAGAUUAUAAUAGCAACAGUUGCAUCUGGUGUUUGCCUUGUUCUCGGAAUGCUCUUAGCUUUUUAUUGCAUUAGAAGAAAGAGGAGGAAACAUGAAGUGAAAAUGGGAGUCAUGGGUGAAAAUAAUGGACAGAAUGAAGACCUGCAGCUACCACUAUAUAGUCUGUCCACAAUUAUCGAUGCUACUGAUAACUUUUCGUUCAACAAUAUGCUCGGGGAAGGUGGUUUUGGACCAGUAUACAAGGGUAGACUAAAAGAUGGUCAAGAGAUUGCCGUGAAGAGGCUCUCACAAACUUCUGGACAAGGUGACACGGAGUUCAGAACUGAAGUGAGACUCAUAGCAAAACUUCAGCACCGAAAUCUUGUAAAGCUCCUUGGUUGUUGCAUUGAGGGGGAAGAGAAAUUGCUGAUUUAUGAAUAUAUGCCCAACAGAAGCUUGGACUUCUACAUUUUCGAUCAAACUCAAGGUAAACAGUUAGAUUGGUCUCAGAGGUUCCACAUUAUCGAAGGUAUCGCAAGGGGUCUUCUCUAUUUACAUCAGGAUUCCAGACUGAGAAUUAUUCAUAGAGAUCUUAAAGCAAGCAAUGUUCUACUUGAUGAUGAGAUGAAACCAAAAAUCUCAGACUUUGGCAUGGCUAGGCUUUUUGGAGGAGAUGAAAUUGAAGGAGUCACAAACAGAGUUGUUGGAACCUAUGGUUACAUGGCACCAGAAUAUGCCAUUGAUGGUCAAUUCUCUGUAAAAUCAGAUGUUUUUAGCUUUGGCAUUUUAUUGCUAGAGACACUAACUGGAAAUAUGAGUAGAGGGUUUUAUGAUCCGAAACACAACCUUAAUCUAGUUGGACAUGUGUGGAGAAUGUGGAAAGAAGGAAGAUUCUUCGAGGUGAUUGACGAAUGCUUAAGGGAAUCAUGCUCUCUAUCAGAAGCAUUGCAGUGCAUACAUGUUGGUCUUUUAUGUGUUCAAGAGCUUCCUGAAGAUAGGCCAACCAUGUCGUCGGUGGUUUUGAUGCUAGGUGGUGAGAGUGCCUUGCCUCAACCCAAAAGGCCAGUUUUAUAUGUCGGAAAAUAUUCAUCAUCUGAAGCAGGUUCAUCUUCAAGUAAGAAUGAAACAUUCUCGAGUACUAAUGAAUGUUCAAUAACCGUGGAAGCUCGAUAA